This is a messenger RNA of Colletotrichum orchidophilum, 1140 nucleotides long. RefSeq lists its product as uncharacterized. Lineage: Eukaryota; Fungi; Ascomycota; Sordariomycetes; Glomerellales; Glomerellaceae. The record is from RefSeq and is a predicted model, not a curated record. The coding region runs from base 1 to 1140 and encodes 379 amino acids. The transcript is spliced from 2 exons.
AUGACGCAACCACCGCCAUCAACCCCUACACCUCGUCGAUUCCUGUUGUCCAAAAGAACUCCGGCGUCGCAGCAGCAGACACCGGGCAGUGGUCCACCCGUCUUCGCUGGCAGUCAGCGCUUCCAGCCAACGCCCCGGUUCGCCCCUCCUUCGUCGACUCAGCGGCCUCCCCCGACGCCCGUGUUCCCCGGUUCACUCCGACCGUCGAGACACAGAAACCCGAUUCAUGAUGCUCUAGAUAGCUCGCCCACUGAUGCGCCCGCCUCGGCGACGCGGCCGACGCUAGGCGCUGGGACGCAGAGGCAGAAUCACAGGAUCGAUAUCGACUCUGACGGUAGCGAUUCGCCGCCAGAGGAGGAUCAGGAUGAACUUCCACCGAUGGUUGUCGCGGUGAAUGAUUCAAUCGAGAUUGAGUCGGAGCCGCCUAGUGUUCUGCACAGCGGAAUUGAGGAGCGGACACCGAAAAGGAGAAGAAUUUCAGUCUCGCCAGCAUUGAGCUGGCAGGAGGAGCUCCAGGAAGAUGUCACGAUGGGAUAUUUAGAAGAAGAAGAGCCCCUGCCACAGAAAAGCGAAUCGGGUAAUGAGCAGCUGCCAGAUGCCGAUGAGGACCUUCCACUCGGCAUGAAUCCUGGUCAGACGGACGACGACUUGACGAUCCCCCCUCGCACUGCAGGAGACCCAGCAAAGACCCAGCCCACAUUUCAUCGCGCCCCCCGUUUCAAGGUGUCCGAGGCGGACGCAGUCCGGCAAGAGGGCCUACCUGAAGCCUUCUCGCCACAGCGACGUGGCGCGAAAUAUGUCGCCGGGGGGCUCGCGGCUGAGCUGCAGACCUGGUUGGCGGAGGUCAAGGGCUGGACGGGUGGUAAUCGUCCGGCGGACCUGGUCAUGAGCAUUGCCGUUGACGAAGUUCGUCAUGGGAACAGGAUGUGUCUCGUUCGGGGACGGAGAAUCGUAGCGGACGGGGCUGCGAGGGAGGAGAUUGCGGCACGGCUUAUGCUGGCUGGGGAGGGGCAGUUGACGGGGCUGGGCCAGAAGAGUCCUGUCGCAGUGGGUGGUGUCGUUGCCAUCUCGCAGCCUGCGUGGGAAAUUGAGCUGCAGGACGGUAGAUGGAUUGUUGCGUGUGACUGGGCGGUCUCGUAG